AUGGCCGCAAAUAAUGAUGAACCAUUUGAGAAUGUUGAUUUCGAUGAAGAAGAAGGCGAGGAACAGUUUGUGCCAACAAAUGCUGGACGCAAACGUCUGUUCAGCAAGGAAUUAAGAUGCAUGAUGUAUGGUUUUGGUGACGAUGAGAAUCCAUACACAGAGAGCGUCGAUUUGUUGGAAGACCUGGUCAUUGAAUUUAUAACAGAAAUGACCCAUCGUGCUAUGGAAAUCGGACGCACCGGAAGAGUACAAGUGGAGGAUAUUAUCUUCUUGGUACGUAAAGAUCCCAGAAAGUAUGCCCGUGUCAAAGACCUGCUAACAAUGAACGAGGAGUUGAAGAAGGCAAGAAAAGCCUUCGAUGAAAUUAAAUAUGUGGGAAGCGAGGCCAAAAUUAAAUGACAAAAGUCUAAAUAGUCACAACCAGAACUUUGGCUCAA
This is a messenger RNA of Musca vetustissima, 437 nucleotides long. It is a transcript of the gene Taf13, whose product is annotated as transcription initiation factor TFIID subunit 13. The coding region runs from base 1 to 399 and encodes 132 amino acids. The record is from RefSeq and is a predicted model, not a curated record. The transcript is spliced from 3 exons. Gene Ontology annotation, cellular component: transcription factor TFIID complex. Gene Ontology annotation, biological process: transcription by RNA polymerase II. Gene Ontology annotation, molecular function: protein heterodimerization activity. Lineage: Eukaryota; Metazoa; Arthropoda; Insecta; Diptera; Muscidae.